Molecule: messenger RNA, 1741 nt
Organism: Paramecium pentaurelia
Lineage: Eukaryota; Ciliophora; Oligohymenophorea; Peniculida; Parameciidae
Source: the annotation of a GenBank genome assembly
AUGAUUAGUGGGUUUUAAACAGGAAAAAAUUAAAAAAUUUAGUUAGUUGAAAAUGAAAAAUGCAAAAAGAUAAUAAUCUAAUUUGAAGAUCUAUCAGAAGAUGAAGAAGAAAUAAAAAAUUCAGAAAAUUAACCAACAAAAUAGGAUUUGAAUUUACUUAAUUCACUUACUAAGGAAGCCAUUAAAAUUAACAAUUAACUUUAUCAUCCUAGUAAAUUUGCAGAACAAGAAUUUAAAUUUUUGAGUAAAACACCUAGAGAUUCACUUUCAGAAAAGAAAAUCUCAUUUUAAACUGUAAUUAUGGGAGAUGAAAUAUAAAAAGAAAUUAUUACACCAAUUAAAAAUAAAGAGUCAAAUAAUAAUGAGAUUUUUUAAAUGAAUGCCAUAUUACUUUCAAAAAUUAGCAAAUUACCGAAAUGUUUAAUUGGAGAAAGAUUUUAUGAAUUAUCAAAAUAAUUUAUGAAAAAUUCUAUAUUGAAAUUAAGUUCAUUUUGUAGAUCACCAAAAAUACCCUAAAAUUUAGAUUGGUAAUUAAUUAAGGAAUAUUUUAAGUAAUAUGAUGUUGAAAUUAAUUGGCUUUUUCAAUAAGCUAAAUUAAUAUUUUGGAAAUUAUAGUCAAAAAAUAACUAUACAGAUUAAAAGCUACUUUUAGAAUUAGAAUAUCGUUAUUUUAUUUAAUAUAGAUUAUAAAGUAGAACAAUAAUUCAAGAAAUAUGGACAAAUGAUUAAUCAUUAAGUCAACAUAUGAUAUUAUUAGUAGUAGCUAUGGAAUAAUGUUAAGAUAGAAUGAUUUUAGAAUUAUCAGAUGGAUGGUAUUCAUUAUUUUAUAUUUUUGAAUAAAGUUAUGAAUAGAUAUACAAUAAGAUCAAAAUUGGGCAAAAAUUGCAUGUAACAAAUUUAAAAGAAUAUCCUAUAAUAUUUAAUACUUCUAAUGUAUAGUUAUAGUAUCAUCUAGGUUAAAAUAAUAACAUAAUAUCCUUUUACUAAAUUGUUGGUUACAACUAAAAUUAAUUCUAUUAAAAAAGCUAAAAUAAAUUCAAAAUUAGGAAGAUAAUAAUAAAAAUAUUUUAUAAGAUCAAUCAAAAGUUUGAGAAAUGGAACCAUCCCAUGUAUUGAUGUCUUUAUAGUGUCAAAAUCUUACCUUAUUAAUGUAAAUCAAAAAAAUUAAAGAAAAGCUUUAUUGUUCAAUUCAGAAACUGAAAAUGAAGAAGAAAUGAAAUAGCUUAGAAAUUCUAAUUUAUGUUUUUGGAUUACAGUUAUGGAUAGUUUAAAUUACUUUAAUGAAAGAUAAUGUUAAAUAACAGAAUUUAAAGAUAUUAUUGUUUACAUCAAUGACCCAUUAUAAUACGAAACUAUAUGUGUUGGAUAAAGAGUUUAAAUUAUAAAUGCAAUCUAAUUCAAUAAAGAAAUAAGUUUAAAAUUAACUAAAUCAUCAGGAUUUUAAUAUGAAUUAUAACAAUAUUAAGAUUAUUUCAAUAAAUUGUAAUUAAUAAAUAAUAAAUAUGAAAUGGAGAUUAAAGUAAAUAAUCACACUAAACUUGAAUUAUUAGAUGUAAUUGAAGGCAUCAAUGAUUAAAAUUAAAAUAUUAAAAUAGAAAUAUAAAAUAAUUUUUUUGGUGAUAUUUUAAAACAUCAAUAAAUGAAAAUGUUGAAAAUUACUUAAUUAAAUAAAAUUAAUAAUGAGAGAUUUCAAACUACAUAAAUGAGUAAAUUGAUAAAUAUUAUUAAUUAUAAUAAAUGA